Mustela erminea (ermine) is the source of this 11238-nucleotide messenger RNA. It is a transcript of the gene CCDC88C, whose product is annotated as coiled-coil domain containing 88C. The transcript is spliced from 22 exons. The coding region runs from base 5731 to 10719 and encodes 1662 amino acids. The record is from RefSeq and is a predicted model, not a curated record. Lineage: Eukaryota; Metazoa; Chordata; Mammalia; Carnivora; Mustelidae. Gene Ontology annotation, molecular function: dynein light intermediate chain binding; microtubule binding. Gene Ontology annotation, biological process: cytoplasmic microtubule organization; cytoskeleton-dependent intracellular transport. Gene Ontology annotation, cellular component: cytoplasm; centrosome.
UCUAGACCAGUGGACAGACACUUGCUGAAAGAAUGCUGUCUGGGGUUUUCCUGGGGCAGUGUCUGCAGGGCUGGCUGCCGCUGGGCCACGUGGAGUAUCCCCCUCCCAGACCCCUGCCUAGACCCCCCACCCCCAGCUGGCUGCCCACCAGAGCACUUGGCUCUGUGCUGGCUGGGAGGGAACCUGGAAUGCAGCUCAGAGACCUCAAAGCAGGCUGCUUUAGGAGGAGAGCCAGCAGUAUUGGGGGCCCCCAGGGAUGGAGGUGGGCCAUCUGGCCCCAAGUGUGGGGGCCUAGGCCUGGGCCACUUGGUCCCCCUGAGUGCUUUGUGUCAGAGGCAACACUGCCUUGAUACACAAGUGUGUUGGUUGGGCCCGUGUUUGUGUUUCAGUAAACAGGGUUGCGCUAUACUGGGUAUACGGGGAGGGUGGGAAGUAAAAAUAUAGCAGUGGGCAUUAACUGUUUUGAAUAAGCUGAUUCGGGAUUAACAUCAACUUACUAAUGAGAUAAUGUAAAAUAUCAAUCAGUUUCAAGCUGUGAAACUAUUCCACGUGAGUGUUAGAUCAUCUGUUUCUCAAGAUGUGGUCUGUAUCCACCUGCCGCCGUGUCCGCCUCUGUUCAGGAUGCCUGUUCAAAAUGCAGAUUCCUGGGUACCACCUUUGGUCCUGAGAGUGGACCCCAGGAAUGUGCAUUCUGCAGGCUCGCUCCCAGAUGGCUCCUCUGCUCUGCCAGGCACGAGGCCCCCAGUCGCUGAUGGACAGGGCGUGGCAGGUGGCCCAGGUGCCUUCCCAGAGAUCCCAGCCAGUCCCACCGAGGAGAAACACGGUAACCCAUGUCAUGGUGGGCAGCAUGUGUUAGUGCCCCAUGGGAGGAAACUUUCGAUCAAAGGCCUUGGAGUUCAGGGCGAGGGCAGGGUUAAUUUUGGUUUGAAAAAUAUGGACCAUGAGUUUCCACGUUUUGUCAUUACACUCCUGGCAGCUCCUCUGUGGCUCAUAGUCUGGUUUGUACGAGGGCUCACACAGCAGGAGACCAGUGUGGAGGGAAGCCUUGGGUGGGUGCACCGGUGGUCCCUGACUCCCCUUUGCAAGCAGGUGACCGGCCUCGGGGGGGGGGGGGGGACAGAGGCAGAGCUGCUUCCUGGAGGUUCGUCUUGUCCCACAGUUUGCUUUUGGCUGAAAUUCCCAACAGCAAAGGGCAGGUGCCUCACUACUGUCUGCAUCUUAAGCAGAAUAAAGGUAAGACGGGCCUUGUCCUCACUCCUCUGAGAUUUAUGGCUUUCUGGGCAGUGCUGGCUCCAAAGUCAACACAGUCUGAGAGGUGGAGACCGAGCAGGGCGCAGUCCUAGGUGCCACACACCCUGCGGGGCUGUUGAGGGAGGCUUGCCCCCAUCUGUAAAAGGGGGUGCCCUGGCAUCAUGUUUCCAGUGCACUUACCCUAGCGAGACACGGGAACUGACCGAUCCUGCACCAAGGGUGGUUGUGGGGCGGGGGGGCUGCUGUUGGCAGGGCAGUUAGCAGCUGGAUGCGUGAGCAGUCCACUCCAGCCCUGCCUGGCCCCAGGGGCUCCCCAUCCUCCAGAGCCCGUUUCCCCCCCUGCCAGCAUGCUCUUGCCGCUGCCCGAAGGCAGGCUGAAGAGUGAGGGCCUCUGCCCACCUUCUCUGUCGUUGGUCAUUAACCCCAGGGCCUGCCCCCAGGAUGCCCUCCACAAGCAUCUGAAGCGGCCGCUGAGCCUCCAUCUGUCCUCGUUUAUCCCCUUCUCUCCUGCCACCCUGGUGACCCUUCUAAGAGCUCCUCAGGCAUCUGUGCGUUGCUCUGGGGUUAAAUCCUCACUCUGCCUUGUCUGGCACUCACCCACUUCAGGUCUCCCCACGGCCCAGCUGAGGCCUCCUGGGCCCAGUCUGUCUCCCCCAGCAGGGCCAGAAGAGGAGAGGGGGGGUCAAGCUCUGUGGGUCCUUCCGAAGCUGCUCAUUUCCUGUAGGCCCCCUGCACGCCCCCAGAAGUGUUCAACCCGGGGGGCUGUGAUGGUGAGUGUUCCUCUGUCCCCGCCGACUUGUGCCUCACUGACCUAGAGCUUGAGUCCUCGAGCGUGUUGUGUAGCUUGGAGCUUUCCAAACUAUAGUCCAUCAAGGCUGAAAUCCCACCCCCCGUCCGUUUUAAGUAUAAAGUUUUAUUGGAACGUCACUACAUCCUUCCAUGCAGUGUCUUCUGUGGCAGCUUUUGGUACCCCUGCAGAGUUGAGGUGUUGUGACAGAAAUUGAUGGCCUGAAAAACCAGAGGUACGCAGCUGUGGUCUGCCCCAUGGUAGGUGCACAGCGAGGUUUUUAGAUGAGCAGUAAGAACUGGGUUUUUGGAGCUUUUUCUGCCUGCCACGAGUGCCUACGCUCCAGCCACAUCAUCACACGUGAACCUCGGGGUGGCCCACCAAGUGUAGCGGCCACUGUGGCUUCCUCUCCCUUUCUCCAGACAGGAAAGCUGAGGGUUCCUCCACCCCUCGUGCAGCUGGCCCUGCCAGUAAGGAGGCGCACCUGAUGUUGAAACAUGUGUGUCUGUUUGCAGGCUGCGGCCUUGCUGAGGAAGGAAAUAAGGGAGGGGGGCUUGUAGAGACAAAGAGGGUGUGGGGGAGAGGUGAGAUGGGGGGCCUUGAGGAGGGGCUGAUGGCGGAAGGGCAGGGGGCGCCUGGCCUCCAGCAGCCCAUGUGGGAAUUCGGACAGCAUGCCGUAAGCGGGGAAGGUUCAGACUCAGGGAACAGAGCAAGAACUUUGGAGCCCUGAUCUUCCGUUUCCACCGGCGACUUUGCGUUUCUCUGUGUUCUAAGGAGUUCUGAUAAAAUUUGGUACGGUGUGAAGUUAAAGCAGGCUAGAUCCGUUGCUGGGCUUACACUUCAGUCUACCACGCUUCUGGAACCUUCCAUGGAGCUUAGCAGACCACGGUGCAAAGGGCCGAGCAGAUGGUGUUUCGCCAGGAGGUGAUCUCUAUGGAGUGAGCAGGAGGUCCGCCUGCCAGAGUGGAGGGCCCUGUCUCCCUCCCGAGGACACCUCUGGGCUGGGUGCUGUGGUCUGAGCCCAGUGGGAAGGAGCUGGUUGUGUCUUUGAUUCUGCCCCCACCCCCUAGACCCACCCCACUGCCGCCUCUGAUGUUUGGUGCUCACUGGGGUCAAGGAGGCCCCAUGGAAACGAGUCUCUGCCUGCUGCUUGGUGGAUGGAGGCUCGGAGGCUGCCGGGCUGACUGGUGUCUUCCGGGGGUGUGAGGAGAUGGUGACAGCCCCUUGCUCCCCAGGCCUCAGACGCCGUGUCUGGAGUAUAUCCCGGGCAUUACUGAACCUGAUCUCGGGUCCGCCCUGUCGGUGAUAGAGAGGGAGGGAUCCCUGAUGGAGGGACAAGCUCUUGCCUCACGUCCCAUGGCUAACGGUGCAUUGGCAGGCCUGGGAGCCAGAGCCUGUCGGUCUAUAUCCCCGGUCCCUGCUCCCGGUCACCGUGCCAGAUUAGCGGUGGCAGCUCUCGAGCCCUUGGGGACCAGCCAUCAGGCCUGGCCUGUGGCUGCCUAAAUGUGGCCCCUCAGCUGUUCGCGGGGCUGGGUCAGGCCUUGAAAUAGCCUCCUGGUUCAGUCGAGGUCAGGUCUGCGCCGGGGCGGGCUGGCUUUGGGCUAGUGCCCCAGCAUGAGGAACGAGGCCUCUCGGUCCUUCAGGCCGAGCCCUCGGCUUGCUAUAGCAGCUCGGGCACAACUUUGCGCAGAUCCGGUUUCUCGCAUCUGAGGGAGUAGGGUGUACGAGGCAAGCUGAGGUGUUUCUGUUGGCUGGAAUACGGUGGAGGUCGAGGUGGAGGCCAGAAGAUGGGAGACGUAUUUGCACUUGAUCUUAGCCAAAAGGCCAAGAAGCGAUGACGGAGACGUAUUUGGGAGGUAGUUGAAACCCGUCGUGUUCCAUGCUCUGUUUCACUCCUGUACACUUUUCUCCAUCCCUGCCUGUUGGAGGUCACUGAGUCCUUCAGAGCCCAUGUCACAUGCCCUCUGACUGCCCCCCGCCCUCCCGUGGUAUGAUUCAGCCAACAAGUAUUAUUGAACAUAUCUCUGAGGCCCACAAGAACAGACGUGGAACAGCCCUACCCUGGGAAGCUGAUGGUCUCAGGGAGGAGCAAAGGCCAUGUUGCCUCACGGUGUGUCCAGAGCACUCUGGGAGCCCAAGUACCUGGCUCAGCAGGCAGGACAGAAAGAAUUUGCAAGCAUUUCUCAGAGGGGGCAACCCAAGCUGGGUUUUGCAUGCUGAUUAGGAGUUGGUUAUGAGGCUGAAGGGACAGCCUGUGCGGUGGGAGCUGAGGGCCCAGCCGAGAGGUGAUAUGGGGAGUGUGGCUGGCUGGGUCUGCUGGAGCUCAGAGUGUGAACUAUGGGGGCCGGAGAGGGAAGGCCAGGACUUCUUCCUGCUUGAAACCCCUCUGUGUGCUCUAGGUCAUGUCAUCGUUGCUGGCUGGGGCCUCUUUGCCCCAUGAGCCCCUUGAGGAUGGUUUGCAGGCAGUUGAGGGCAGUGGAGAGAACACAAGUCUGGAGCUUUCGGGCCGGAAUUCAAAUCCCAGCUCCUCUCGAGCUUCGUGGCUUUGGGUUUAUUUUUUAAUUUUCCCAAGUAAGUCUCUCCCUCUUUAGGAGGGGACAGUCCCUCCCUCCAUCUUGGGGCUGUGGGGCCGAGUGAGGGAGGGAGGGGUGGAGAGCACCCAGUGCAGGACCAGCCUCGUGGUGGACACGUUCUCUUAACAGAAAGAGGGCACUUAGGUAAUCCUGAGGCUUAGAGCCUUCUCAGCAGCCAGCCUUUGAUCAGAACUGUGACCGCUGACCAGAAGGCACGUGGUUUCCCCUUUCCUGAGAAUCUCUGAUGCAGGGAAAAUGAACACUCAGUGGGCAAGCAGGAGCUACCCAGCUGUCAGCGGGACAAGCCUUUGAAAACCGCCACCGAGAAAAGCAGACACGUCCCCACAUCUGGGUGUUUGCACACUGCGAAGGCAUUUGGGGAAACUCAGUGCCUCCAACAUACUGAGUGGUGCUGGAAGGGCUCUGGGGAGAGGAGAAACGAAGAGGCCCCAUAAGUGGGGUAGGGAGGGGAGGAGAAAUGGCACCGCCUGGUGCAGGAUUAAGAGUCCAGCGGCCCCUCCUACGUGAAGGGGCUCUGCGAGGAAAUGGCCAUCACAUUCCACACCUGGCACGUGCCUAACACACAAGGAGUGGGGUGCUAAUUUGUGGGGGUUCCCCUCUGAUUGUGACUUAAGUCUUAGAGAGUCCCCAUCUGUAGAACCAUUGUUUGUCCAAGAGCAUGUAUGUAGGAUGUUCGGGUAGAUCUGGAACGAAAGCUCGGGUAGGAUCUGGAACGAAAGCUCGUGUCAAUCGCUCCUUUCUCCCAGGACCCUGGUCACGAAAUACAUGUUGAGUCCCGAGGACUGGACUCAGCCUUCGAGCCCGGGACUGUUUCUUAGCCCCACCUCUUCCUGCUUAAGGAAAUGGGGCUCAGCAAGGUCCCAUGUCGGUCUGCAGCGUCCACUUGUCCGCCCAGAUGAGGUUGUAGGUGCCAAGCGCCUUCCUACCACGGCGGCACGAAGUAGGCACCCAGGACAAGCGCGCUGAAUGAGGGCCAGAGUUCAGGCAGCUGCCUGAUGGUGGAUUUUCUCUUCCAGUAACGACUCCCGUCUGGCCUGGUGCAGCGGGACAGUGAAGGAGCUGAGAGAAGACAACAUCAUUUUAAUCGAGACCAAGGCCAUGCUGGAGGAGCAGCUGACCGCGGCCCGGGCCCGGGGCGACAAAGUUCACGAGCUGGAGAAAGAGAACCUGCAGCUCAAGUCCAAGCUUCACGACCUGGAACUGGACCGGGACACAGAUAAGAAGAGAAUCGAGGAGCUGCUGGAGGAAAACAUGGUCCUUGAGAUAGCCCAGAAGCAGAGCAUGAACGAGUCCGCCCACCUCGGCUGGGAGCUGGAGCAGCUGUCCAAGAACGCGGACCUGUCCGAUGCCUCUAGGAAGUCAUUUGUGUUUGAGCUGAACGAAUGUGCGUCCAGCCGCAUCCUGAAGCUAGAGAAGGAGAACCAGAGCCUCCAGAGCACCAUUCAGGGGCUGCGGGACGCGUCCCUGGCAUUGGAGGAGAACAGCCUGAAGUGCGGGGAGCUGGAGAAGGAGAACCACCAGCUCAGCAAGAAGAUUGAGAAGUUACAGACACAGCUGGAGAGGGAGAAGCAGAGCAACCAGGAUUUGGAGACCCUCAGUGAGGAGCUGAUCAGAGAGAAGGAGCAGCUGCAGAGUGACAUGGAGAGCCUGAAGGCUGACAGAGCUAGGCAGAUCAAGGUCCUCGAGCAAGAGAAGGAUCGUCUCAACCAGGCGGUGUGGUCGCUGCGGGAGAGGUCGCAGGUCAGCUGUGAGGCCCGCACAAAGGACAUCGAAAAGGAGAACAAAGCCCUCCACCAGACGGUGACCGAGACGAGCAGCCGACUCAGCAAGCUGGAGUUCGAGAAGCAGCAGCUGCACAAGGACUUUGAGCAGGUGAAGGAGAAGGUGGAGCGGGCAGAGGAGCUGGAGAGGGAGCUGCACCGGCUGGAGAAGGAGAACGAGAAGCUGGCCAAGAAGGUGGCCUCCCUGAAGACCGCCACCGAGAAGGCGGACGCCCUGGAGCGCGAGAGUCGGAGUCUGGCGCUCGAGAACCGGCAGCUGAGGAAGUCGCUGGACACCCUGCAGAACGUGUCGGUGCAGCUCGAGGGUCUGGAGCGGGACAACAAGCAGCUGGACGAGGAGAACCUGGAGCUGCGCCGCAUGGUGGAGACCCUGCGCUUCACGGGCGCCAAGAUGGCGCAGAUCGAGCGCGAGAACCAGGAGCUGGAGCGGGAGAAGGAGGAGCUGCGCAAAAACGUGGAGCUGCUCAAGGCCCUGAGCAAGAAGUCCGAGCGCCUGGAGCUCAGCUACCAGGGCGUGAGCGCCGAGAACCUGCGGCUGCAGCAGACGCUGGAGAGCAGCGGCCAGAAGGCCCAGGCCCUGGAGCAGGAGCUCAGGGAUCUGGAGGCCGAAAACCAGGCCCUGCAGCGCGACCUGGAGGCCCUCCGGCUCGCCAACAAGCAGCUGGAGAGGUCGGAGAAGGACCGGAAGGCCCUGGAGCAGGAGGUGGCCCAGCUGGAGAAGGACAAGAAGCUGCUGGAGAAGGAGACCAAGCGGCUGUGGCAGCAGGUGGAGCUCAAGGACGCGGUCUUGGACGACAGCACCGCCAAGCUGUCCGCCGCCGAGAAGGAGAGCCGCGCCCUGGACAAGGAGCUGGCCCGCUGCAGGGACGCGGCCAGCAAGCUGAAGGAGCUGGAGAGGGACAACAGGGACCUCACCAAGCAAGUCACCGUGCACACGCGGACGCUGACGACCCUGCGCGAGGACCUGGUGCUGGAGAAGCUGAAGAGCCAGCAGCUGAGCAGCGAGCUGGACAAGCUGAGCCAGGGGCUGGAGAAGGUCGGCCUCCACAAGGACCUGCUGUUGCAGGACGAGAGCGGCCACGGCAACACAAAAUGCAAUAUGUUGGAGGGCAGAAAUGAGUCAGCACUAAAAUCAACGUUAGCCAUGAAAGAAGAAAAGAUUGUGUUCUUGGAAGCACAGGUGGAAGAGAAAGCCAGCCUGAACCGCCAGUUACAGAAUGAACUCCAGGUGCUGAAGACAGAGUGUGAGAUCCUCAGGCAGAACCAGGAGGAAGGCAAGCACUUACAGAACUCUUUCAAACACCCUGUGGAGACUUUGGUCACUGGCCACCAAGGGAAGGAGACCUGGGGGCCCAGCCACAAGGAGGCCACCAUGGAGCUGCUCCGAGUGAAGGACCGGGCCAUUGAGCUGGAGCGGAAUAAUGCGGCUCUGCAGGCCGAGAAGCAGCUGCUCAAGGAACAGCUACAGCACGUGGAGACGCAGAACGUGGCCUUCAGCUCUCAGAUCCUGACGCUGCAGAAGCAGAGUGCCUUCCUACAGGAGCACAACACCACACUACAGACCCAGACGGCCAAGCUGCAGGUGGAGAACUCCACCCUGAGCUCCCAGAACGCCGCGCUUACCGCGCAGUACACCCAGCUGCAGAACCAGCAGACGGCCAAGGAGAGUGAGAACGAGAACCUGCUGCGGCAGCAGGAGCGGCUGGCGGCGGCCCACGAGGCCCUGAUGCAGGACCACGAGCAUCUGGCCGCGCUGCACGAGCGCCAGUCGUCGGAGUACGAGGCCCUCAUCCGACAGCACAGCUGCCUCAAGACGCUGCAUCGCAACCUGGAGCUGGAGCACAGGGAGCUCCGAGAGAGGCACGAGGACAUGCUGAAGCAUAAGGCGGAGCUGGACGAGCGGGAGAAGGUUUUGAACACUGAGAGGGAGGCUCUGCAGCAGGAGCAGAGGACGGGCGCCAUGGCCGUGGGUGAGAACCAGCGGCUGCGGGGAGAGCUGGACAGGGUCAAUUUCCUGCACCAGCAGCUGAGAGGGGAGUACGAGGAGCUGCACGCCCACGCCAAGGAGCUGAAGACAUCCCUGAACAACUCCCAGCUGGAGCUGAGCCGCUGGCAGGCGCGGUUCGACGAGCUGAAGGGGCAGCACCAGAGCAUGGACAUCUCGCUGACCAAGCUGGACAACCACUGCGAGCUGCUGUCCCGUCUCAAGGGGAACCUGGAGGAAGAGAAUCAUCACCUGCUGAGCCAGAUCCAGCUGCUGAGCCAGCAGAACCAGCUGCUCCUGGAGCAGAACUUGGAGAGUAAGGAGCAGUACCAUGAGGAGCAGAAGCAGUACAUAGACAAAUUAAAUGCCUUGCGGAGGCAUAAAGAGAAACUGGAAGAAAAGAUCAUGGAUCAGUACAAGUUCUACGAUCCUGCUCCAAAGAAGAAGAACCACUGGAUUGGCGCCAAAGCCUUAGUCAAACUCAUCAAACCAAAGAAAGAAGGUUCCAGAGAACGACUGAAGUCCACCGCAGAGAGCCCUCCUUGGCAGGUGGAGUCUCCAGACCCGGCCUCGCCAUCUCCUCAGGCCCUCAGAUUGCAGCCAGAGAACCCCGAGGCCACCCCGUCUGGCUCCAAUAGUACAGAAGAGCGGGACACCCUCAACGGGCCCGUGGGGAAAGGCCCUGGGGACCUAAAACCAAAGCAAGGGUCCCCGCACAGAGGCAGCCUUGACCGCACGGAUGCCUCCGCUGACCCGGCCGUGAAGCUCUGGCCCUCGGAGCUGAGCUCCCGGACCUAUUCAACCUCAGCCAUCACUACAACCCCUUCCAGCUCCACCUCCCUCUCCCGGCACCCAGGCCGCACCAAAGGCUAUAAUUCAGAUGACAGCCUCUGUGACCCAUCCCUGGAGCUGGAGUUCAACCACAGGCCGUACGUGUCCCGGCCAGACAGAGACAGCUUGGAGAGCAGUCGGAACACAUCCAGCGAGAGCUCGCCUCUUAACCUGAAAGGUUCCUCCGACCAGCUUCACGGGAGGUCCGAGAGCUUCAGCAGCGAAGACCUGAUCCCCAGCAGGGACACGGCUGCUUUGCCACGGGAUGCCAGCACCCCAGGACGCACCGUCCUCGGCCGCCAUGAGUACCCCCCGCCCUGGAACGGGCCUCUGCCCCAGGACGGCAUCCAGAAGAGAGGCACUGCACAGCCCCACGCAGGGGGACGGCCCUGCUCUCCCUCGCCGAGCAGUGAGAUGGUCACGCUGGAGGAGUUUCUGGAGGAGAGCAACCGGAGCUCCCCGACCCCUGACGCUCCCAGUUGCCGGGAUGACCUGCUGAGUGACUACUUCAGGAAGGCCAGCGACCUCCCAGCCACUGGAGGCCAGCCAGGGCCACCUACCAGGAAAGAAGGGGCCAAGAUGCCCACCAACUUUGUGGCCCCCACCAUCAAGAUGGCCAUCAGCACCUCUGAGGGGAAGCUCCCGAAGCCCGGGCAGUAUGUGAAACCAAGCUUCAGAGCUGCUGAGGCUGAGGCCCUGCCCAGUGGCCCCCCAAGGCAGGUCCAGCCUCCCCAGAGCCUGUCUCUGGGCAGACCCCGGCAGGCCGCCAUGCCCCCGACAUCCCACACGCCUGCCAGCCGGAGCGCGUCUCUGAGCCGGGCUUUCAGCCUCGCCUCUGCCGACCUUCUCCGGGCCAGCGGGCCAGAGGCUUGCAAACAGGAAGCCCCUCAGAAGCUGGGGGGUCCUGACAGCUCAGGGGGCAGAGAAACGGGCAGCCAUGUCCUACAAAGCCCCACACCCCCCAGCUCCCACAGCCUGGCCCGGGAGCGGACCCCACUUGUGGGAAAGACUGGCGGCUCUGGUCAGGGCGCAGGCCCCCGCAGCCGGCCCCCGGAUGUGAGGCGUUUCUCACUGGCUCCCCCAAAGGAGGAGAGGCUGGCCCCCCUGCAGCAGUCCGCCACAGCCCCGGCCAUCGCCGCUGGAGCCGGAGGUUCCUGCAGUGGCAGCAGCAGCUCCCAGACCCAGCACUUCCCCCCCGCCGCAGCCCAAGCCACCAGGACCAAAGCCCAGACGCCCCCCCACGUGGCAGAGGUGGCCACCGUUGCCCCUGUCCGGGGGCCACUCAGCUUCUCCGAGGGUGAUGGGGUCCCAAGGCAAGGCCACAGUGAGGGGCUCCCCGCCAAGAGCCCGGGGAGGUCUCCUGAUCUGGCUCCCCACCCCAGCCGGGCCUCCGAGGACUUCAGCCGCGGGAGCAGCUUGAAGAGCACGCCAGCGUCCCCCGAGCCUGGUGGGGACCCGCAGACGGUGUGGUAUGAGUAUGGCUGCGUGUGACUCAUCUGGGCCAGAGGCUUCUGAACCUUCCAGUGACUGACUCACCUUCUAAUUAUGAUGGCCUUUUCUUCUGUCUGCCUGUGGUGCCGGGAAGGGGUUUAGAAUGCGGACUGGGGUUCCUGGGCAUCUCUCCCUCUUGUUCUGUUAAUGAAAACACUGUGCCAAGCCCUGAGAGGAUUACACUCCCAUAUGCGUGUGUGCGUGCGUGCGUGCGUGUGUGUGUGUGUGUGUGUCUUCUGUAUGUGUAGCCUCCAGCAACCGCUGUCUUUUGAACAAAUCCACUUCAGCAUGGGGACACUCAGAAUACAGUGACACAACUGACCCCAGAGUAGACACUACUUGAGCGCGUCCUGGCAGAACACUCAUUUACAACUUGUCGACCUCUCUUAAGGCACUUGUGUUUGUGUGUGUGCAAACACACGUUCCCAUGGCCAAGCCCUAGUGGUUCUGGAAACUCCAUGUCCUCUUCCUAAAAGCCAUUGAUCCUAGGAGAAGUCCAGACAGGCCAAACUACAAAGA